AUGGCCGUCGACUUCGGUCUUUCUCCCGAUGGCAUCGAGAGCCAGCUAGCUACUAACCAUCUGGGGCAAUUCCUCUUCCCCAAAUUUAUCAUGGCUGAAAUCCUUGAAUCGGAGAGCCCGCGAGUUGCCAAUGCGAGUAGUGAUGGACAUCGGUUCAGCCCCAUGCGGUUUGGGGGCUACAACUUCAGUUGGUACGCAAACGGCCUGUCCAAGACGACCAACAUCCUCAUGGAUGUAUCGCUGGCUGAGAAGCUCGGUGAGCAUCGUGGGUUGUUGGUUUUCAGUCUGCAUGCUGUCGUUGUUCUUAACCACGUCGGCGCGCAUAUCGAGUGGACAACCGACUUUAGCCUGCCUAAGUACUCCUCCGCCAUAUAA
Messenger RNA from Pseudomassariella vexata, 375 nucleotides. RefSeq lists its product as uncharacterized. The record is from RefSeq and is a predicted model, not a curated record. The transcript has 2 exons. Lineage: Eukaryota; Fungi; Ascomycota; Sordariomycetes; Amphisphaeriales; Pseudomassariaceae. The coding region runs from base 1 to 375 and encodes 124 amino acids.